UGAUAAUGAGCGACAGAGACGGAGAUGCGCUUUAUUAGAGCAUCGAGUUCGUAUUAACAUUGAACAUCUUGUCAAUACUAUUUUUGUUAAUUCGCGACUUGGGGACAUAACGCUAGCCUGCUUUGCUACAGUUUCGGUGACGAACUCUCAUUCACAGCGUUCGGGGUGUGUUUAACAUGGAUCCAUUGCUGCCCACCCUGAACGUUUUAGACACAAGUGUGCCUCAACAUAGGCAAACAUGCCUUCUUAAAGCUUCAGAGGAGGCCAAGUCACUGGAAUCUCGCAACACAUGCUAUGACAGGAGCACAGUGCCAAAAUAGUCUCACUCCAACAUAAAACAAGGGAUCCUGUUUGAUUCCGCCUGUUUGAUUCCGGAACCAUGACACUCAUGCUAUGACAGGAGCACAGUGCCUGAUAAAAAGCCUCGUCAUGAAGGUCAUAUCUUGGCACUAAAGCUGAUUAUGUAUUUCCACCCUAUGUUUACACUGCCUGUCAUUGUGCUUGUCAUUAACAUCUUUGCAAAUUGCACGUCUUCAGCUAUAAAGAGAUGUCAGCCCAUCACCUCGACUCCAUCAGAGGCGCGGUACCUUGGCCAGCUUAAUCUGACCUUUGGCAAAUACAACGGUCAAAGCUUUAAAAGGCUGGUGGAGAAUGAUGUUGGGUACAUUAAGUAGGACAGUCUGUUACUUGCAGUAAAGAAAACCAACACAUUCAAGAUUUGUUUACGAACGUCGUCCUUUGAAAAAAAUAAUUGUAUUUCUUCACUGUCUGUAAUGAUCUGUAAUAAUAAUCAUCAUUUUGUGAAAUUUUAGUAUCCUUGAUCUCCACGUAAAACAAAGCCGCCAUCCUGGCAAAAAAGCUGGGUUAAGGAUCUUCUCCUUAGGUAUGUGCAGCUGUUUCCACAGGUCUCCUGCCACUUUGAGAUAAACGUCGACGGGGCCAUUACUUGCAGGGCCGCUAUAGAUCGUUCACGUAUUUGGAGAUGUGGUAGUGGUUCAGCCUGCACAAGAGCCUUCAAGCUGUAUCACAAGCUGGGACCGCCCAAGAGAGGAAAAUGGCACUGGAGGCAAAUGGCACUCUGUGCGGCGGUGGCUGGUGAUGAAGGAGGAGGACAUCAUCAUCAAGUCACUGAAGAACUUCAGGCAGUUACAUUCUCCACAAAGAGAAUCCUCCCCAGGACCGGCCCCUCCUGAAGCAGCUGCCAGCUCAUCAGGGUCCAAAGGUGAUAGUGUUGGUGCGGAUGAUGCUCUGCUGUUGGAAGCUCUUGCCUCCUUUGAAGGAGAAGGUAUAGCGACGUUUUUAUGUUGCAAGAGAAAUAUCUUCUUUUGUGUUUGGAAGAAGAAAGUCAUACAGGUUUGAAAUGACAAGAGGGUGAGUAAAGGGCUGGUUAUACUCGAAGCAGUCGCUAGUUCGGCUGGGUGCGCGCGCCAAAUAUGACGUCAUCGCGGUGUUCGCGGAGUUCGCUUCGGUUGAUUCUAUUCGCCGUUAAUCUAUUCUCAAAGUUGGGUUGGGAGCUGGGUCUAUACUACGCAAGCUAUGAUGACUUUCACCUUGAUAUUUUAGCGCGGAUGUAUUCCUAGCUGAAUUGCACUGUGAGACAGGGGACUCUUUCAGAAGGCAAUGUCCUAUCAAGACAAGCAUGGCAACAGAAGGUGGAAGUUCUAAAGGAUGACGGGAUGUGGCUUCUACCUCCCGAAUUACCUGGGAUCUGGAAGGGAAAGUCCUUUCAGCAGAUUCGUUUUUUCACAGCUCUGUGUUUUUCUGGAGACCAGAUGGAGUGUGGCGUUACAGUCUUCGCUGUCCUAGGUCUGACUGCCCACCACAGUCCAGUCAGAAUACAUUCCUGUACCGUUGUGGGUAUUCCAAAACGGUCAAACAGAUCUGCAACAUCUCUGGGUGGUACACCAUGUUGACUGAGGUCCUGGCAUGUAAGGCAUGCAGAAAGGCAGCCAAGGAGUCAGAGGAACACUCUAUCAGUCGUUUUCUGUCAUGGGAUGCAUGCAUCAUUGACCAGCUCAGUCCAGCUCAUAGAGCUGUGUUCCCUGCUGUCUUAACAUUACGGUGACUGCAUAUUUCCAAUGUAGCUUGAUGUCUAAAUGAUUGAAAUUGAAGAAAUUUGCGAGGAAUACCUGCAAAGAAAAGACUUAUACAUCACCCCCCUUAGCCAGUACAAAAGACCCGGGAAGAUCACAAGUCGGAGUUAAUGGUUUUCGUUACUGAUUAGGAAUAUAUAUAUAUAUAUAUAUAUAUAUGACACAAACACGGGACUUUGUGCCAACAAUUUCAGCAACUACCACGGAGAGAGCUGACAUUAUCAAGGCUGCUGAGGAAAGCCUUUCUUCUUAGUGAAGUUGAAAACAUUGAGGACUAUCGAGCACAGAUCGUGUCCACGUUUGGCAAAGUCUUGAAAUACGACUCCACCAAAAAGAUAUGCAAGAAACUUUCCGGAGGCGGAAAAGGCACUGCGGAAUGGUGCACCAACAUGGCCAACGAGAUGGGUCAGAUCCUCACAUCAGUCCUGACCUGUGAGGAAUCGCUGCACAAAUUGCGGCCAAUGGCUGAAGGCCUCAUGGAACGUUACAGAAAAGCUGGCGAGACACCUCCUGAACUCAUGUAUGUUGACCGUUGCUGUUGUCGUGUCCAUGGUGUGUCUUCAGUAGAACAGCUCUUCAGUGAUUGGACAGACGCAGGUAUGCUGGUACGGCUUGACAUCUUUCACUGGAUCCAUCGUUUUGACGCAGCUUUGCGGACGGAUCACCACCCGAAAUAUGCUCUGUUCAAGUCUUCCCUAUCUGCUACUGUCUUUGCAUACAACAAGGAUGAUAUGGCACAACUUGUACAGGCCAUACGCGCAGGUCACCCAACCAGCUAUGCUUCCCUGAGUUACAGCCAGAUCAUCGAAAUCCAUGUCAGCAAGUCAGAUAUGAGCCAUCACGUUAGGAGGAUUACAGUUGGUGUACAGGAAACAUGUGCACGUGUCAACAGUGCCAUUGACAUCCUUAAGGGAUCUGCUGGGAUGGAUGAGAACCAGGUUCAUCUGUUCAAAGAGGCUGCAACAAUCGACCACAUCUGGGGGAACCAACAAAAGCACCUCGAGUGCAUACAAGAUCAACCGGGAAGGAACAUGUACACCAUCACAAAGUAUGUGACCCGUACUAGUGUGCGCCUUCCACGGUACAGCACGGAGAGAGGGAGCAACAGUCUGGAAGGCUUUCACUCUUUUCUACCCAAAAUGAUACCUGGGCCCCACAGCGCAGCUGUCUCCUUCCAAGUGUAUAUCCUAGCUGGCAUUGCACGCUUGAACUCUGAUAGGGAGUCAGCAAGUGUCAAAGGUCAAAAAGGGAGAAAGUACAAGGUGUACGUUUCUCCUCUAGUUUAUCGACUGAACCAGAGGUGUCAGGAACUGUUUGGGGAGGUGGAGGAGACCAACUUCAGACGAGCGGAUUGGUCUGGAGUAUCUGUUCUCUCAAUCAUCAGAGCCUUUCAGUGCUCAUGCACAUUAUGCUCAGACCAGAGAGACACUUCAAGCAGAAGACGAUGAACCUGACGAGGUUUCUGCUGGUGUGGCGGAAGAGGAGGAUGAGGCGGAGGAUGUAGGCUACAGCUCUGAUAGUGAGGGUGACAGUCUUACUCCACUAAAACACAAUCUGUGCCUCACCGACCAGGCAGUGGCUAGUGAGUUUGAUCCCUGUGUGGAGAAUGUGUGUGGUCCUAAUCAUCUCCCUGGGUACCAACAUGUAGAGGAGCUGACCAAAGUCCUUGUUGAGAUUGCCUUGGAGGACGGAAAGCUGGCAAUAAUUGAUUCUACUAGACAGAGGGUCAUCAGUGCCUGGAACAAUCUUGACCUCCAUGAUCGUAGCAUCCAGCAAUUCGACAGACUUUACUCAGCACGGAUCAAGGUUUAUCUGUCCUCCAAAGUCAUCACAGUUUUUCUGCAGCCAGCCACUGUGCUUCCAGAUGAAAGACCACACACCAGCCGACCUACGGUAAAGUUUGAAAUCACUCCAUCCUUUGCAGGGAUGCAGAAAAUUAAGUUGAGACUCCGGAAUGUAGUACCUGUGCCACACACUUCUCUCACUCAGCUCUUACCAGCCUCAGUUCUCACCACUCCACAAGCAGGACUCCAGCAUACACACCAUACAAGUCAGCUGAUGGCUGUACCUCUCACAGGACCAUCUGCUGUUCUCCUGCCAUUGGCAUCAUUUCCUCCACCGUCACCAGCAAGAUCGACCCUCUACAAGAGGAAACGGGCAGAGCGAAGUGUCAGUUAUUCAAUUAUAGUUGCCAUAGAAGUGAACAAUUUGUAAAUGUAUCAUUGUCAAUCAUUGUCUUUGAAUUGAUCAUGAAUUUUGUUAAUGAGGGAUGUAUGAAAUUAAAGAUUAGACAAAAUUUAAGAUGUACACAUUGUAUAAAUAAUAAACAUUUUAGACAUUCCAAUAUUUAGAAAAACAGACCGCAUAAGGUCCUCAAUUAUCACAAUUAUUAACUUUAAAUAAGCAGAGCAGAGAUGUUUGCCUCCUGUGCCAUUUUCCUCUCUUGGGCGGUCCCAGCAUGUGGUACAGCUUGAAGGCUCUUGUGCAGGCUGUACCACUGCCACAUCUCCAAAUACGUGAACGAUCUAAAGCGGCCCUGCACAUAAAUGGCCCCGUCCAGAUUUAUCUUGAGGUGGCAGGAGACCUGUGGAAACAGCUGCACAUACCAAUACAGAAGAUCCUUCACCCAGUUGUUUUUGUCAGGAUGGCGGCUUUCUUUUACGUGGAGAUCAAGGACACUAAAAUUUCACAAAAUGAUGAUUAAUUAUUACAGAUCAUUACAGACAGUGAAUAAAUACAAAUAAUUUU
This is a messenger RNA of Triplophysa dalaica, 4841 nucleotides long. RefSeq lists its product as uncharacterized. The transcript is spliced from 5 exons. Bases 2483 to 3541 code for a protein of 352 amino acids. The record is from RefSeq and is a predicted model, not a curated record. NCBI's taxonomy places the organism in Eukaryota, Metazoa, Chordata, Actinopteri, Cypriniformes, Nemacheilidae.